UUUAGUGUCUCUGACAAAACCGGCCUUGUGGAGUUUGCCAGAAGCCUAACUUCUCUUGGUUUGAAUCUGGUCGCUUCUGGAGGGACUGCAAAAGCUCUCAGGGAUGCUGGCCUGGCCGUCAGAGAUAUCUCUGAGCUGACGGGAUUUCCUGAAAUGUUAGGGGGACGUGUGAAAACGUUGCAUCCUGCAGUUCAUGCUGGAAUCCUGGCUCGUAAUAUCCCAGAAGAUAAUGCUGACAUGGCCAGACUUAAUUUCAAUCUUAUAAGAGUUGUUGCCUGUAAUCUGUAUCCCUUUGUGAAGACAGUGGCUUCUCCAGAUGUGACUGUUGAGGAGGCUGUUGAGCAAAUUGAUAUCGGUGGAGUGACUUUAUUGAGAGCCGCAGCCAAAAACCACGCUCGGGUGACGGUAGUGUGUGAACCAGAGGACUAUGUGGUGGUGUCCACAGAGAUGCAGAGCUCCGAUAGUAAGGACACCUCCUUGGAGACCAGACGACAGUUAGCCUUGAAGGCAUUCACUCAUACAGCACAGUAUGAUGAAGCAAUUUCAGAUUACUUUAGGAAACAGUACGGUAAAGGAAUAUCUCAGAUGCCCUUGAGGUAUGGAAUGAAUCCUCAUCAAACUCCUGCCCAGCUGUACACACUGAAGCCCAAGCUUCCCAUCACAGUUCUAAAUGGAGCCCCUGGAUUUAUAAACUUGUGUGAUGCUUUGAAUGCCUGGCAGCUGGUGACAGAGCUCAAAGAAGCUUUAGGCAUUCCAGCCGCUGCCUCUUUCAAACAUGUCAGCCCUGCAGGUGCUGCUGCUGGAAUUCCACUCAGUGAGGAUGAGGCCAAAGUCUGCAUGGUCUAUGAUCUCUUUAAAACCCUUACACCCGUAUCAACUGCAUAUGCAAGAGCAAGAGGGGCUGAUAGGAUGUCUUCAUUUGGUGAUUUUGUUGCAUUAUCUGAUGUUUGUGAUGUACCAACUGCGAAAAUUAUCUCCAGAGAAGUGUCUGAUGGUAUUAUUGCCCCUGGUUAUGAAGAAGAAGCCUUGAAAAUACUUUCUAAAAAGAAAAAUGGAAACUACUGUGUCCUUCAGAUGGACCAGUCUUACAAACCAGAUGAAAAUGAAGUUCGAACUCUCUUCGGUCUUCGUUUAAGCCAGAAGAGAAAUAACGGUGUCAUCGACAGGUCAUUAUUUAGCAAUGUUGUUACCAAGAAUAAAGAUUUGCCGGAAUCUGCCCUCCGAGACCUCAUUGUGGCCACCAUUGCUGUCAAGUAUACUCAGUCUAACUCAGUGUGCUAUGCCAAGAAUGGGCAGGUUAUCGGCAUUGGAGCAGGACAGCAGUCUAGGAUACACUGCACACGACUUGCAGGAGACAAGGCAAACUACUGGUGGCUCAGACACCAUCCACAAGUGCUUUCGAUGAAGUUUAAAACAGGAGUGAAGAGAGCAGAAAUCUCCAAUGCCAUCGAUCAGUAUGUGACUGGAACCAUCGGCGAGGGUGAAGAUUUGAUAAAGUGGAAGGCUCUGUUUGAGGAAGUCCCUGAACUACUAACUGAGGCAGAGAAGAAGGAAUGGAUUGACAGGCUAAGUGAAGUUUCUGUCAGCUCCGAUGCCUUCUUCCCUUUCAGGGAUAAUGUAGACAGGGCCAAAAGGAGUGGCGUGGCGUACAUUGCUGCUCCCUCAGGCUCUGCUGCAGACGAAGUUGUGAUUGAGGCUUGCGAUGAGCUGGGAAUAAUACUCGCCCAUACAAACCUUCGGCUGUUCCACCACUGAUUUUAUCACACAUUAUUUUAUGGUUUGCUUGUAUGUAAGUGAACAAUCAUGUGUGAAAUUUAGAAACUUAAAAAAAUAAAGACAUUACGUCUUGGUAAUUGGA
Galeopterus variegatus (Sunda flying lemur) is the source of this 1858-nucleotide messenger RNA. RefSeq names its product 5-aminoimidazole-4-carboxamide ribonucleotide formyltransferase/IMP cyclohydrolase (gene ATIC). Gene Ontology annotation, cellular component: cytosol. Gene Ontology annotation, biological process: 'de novo' IMP biosynthetic process. The record is from RefSeq and is a predicted model, not a curated record. Gene Ontology annotation, molecular function: IMP cyclohydrolase activity; phosphoribosylaminoimidazolecarboxamide formyltransferase activity. Lineage: Eukaryota; Metazoa; Chordata; Mammalia; Dermoptera; Cynocephalidae. Bases 154 to 1755 code for a protein of 533 amino acids. The transcript has 15 exons.